UGAAGCUAAACUGCUGUUGGCCUCUAGCACAGUAUCAGUGCACAGUUGACAAACAAACAGUUUCACUCCCCCCUGCUAACAACACGUGUUCAUCAAAGUUGAAGAUGGCGAAAUGUUCAAACGUUAAUGGCAGCCAAAUAUUCUCACCAUUUCGAGCACUAGGAUUUAUAUCAAAUGGCAUUCCCCUGGCAUUACAGAGUUUAGGGAAGGAAAUUUUUGUUGCUACCGUGGUUGGAAGGUCUUAUCAUCUCUACAGCGUCAGUAUUUUGUCAAAGUCUUAUUUACCUGAUGUAACUUGUUAACAGACUAAGGCGAUAGGCACUGGUGAACUAGUGUUCAAUGAACAUUUUUCGUUCACCUUUGAAAGAAAACAUUAGCAGUAUAUGCUGCCAUAAUGAUCUUGUUAUUACGGCUGCUGGAAAAAAUCUCCAGUUAUGGAAAAGAGGAAAACAGGUUUCAGAUUUUGUUGGUCAUGAUACAGAUAUUCAUUUGCUCCUUCCUUUUGCUGAACAUUUAUUGUCUGUUGAUAAAAUGAAUUGUUUAAGAAUUUGGGAGAUAAAAACCACUGAGUUAUAUCUUGAAAUUCAGUUGGAUUCCUCAGAUUUCGAAGUGACAAGCAUAAUGCAUCCUAGUACUUAUCUUAAUAAAAUACUCCUGGGAAGUAAACAAGGAACAAUGCAGUUAUGGAAUAUUAAAAAUAGCAGAAUGAUUCAUUUAUUCUCGGGCUGGUGUCAUGCUAUAACUGUCAUUGAACAGGCACCGGCCAUUCAUGUUGUUGCUGUUGGAUUAUGCAAUGGAAAUAUUUUUCUUCAUAACUUAAAAUUUGACAAAACAUUAAUGAGCUUUAUGCAAGACUGGGGAGCUGUAACAAGUAUCUCAUUCAGGACAGAUCAUGAAGCAAUUAUGGCAACGGGAAGUACUUUAGGUCAUAUUGCUCUGUGGAAUUUAGAAAGAAAAUGUUUAUUGUCUUCAAUAAGGAGUUGUCAUGAUAGAAGCAUAACUUCAUGCAGAUUUUUACCAUCACAGCCUUUAAUGAUUACAACCAGUCCAGAUAAUUCCUUAAAGAUUUGGAUAUUUGACGAAGUUGAUGGCAGCGGUCGUUUGUUGAAAUAUCGCUCUGCACAUAGUGCUCCUGUUUCCAAAAUACGUUUUCACGGUUAUCGAGGGCACUCCAUACUUAGCGCUGGACAAGAUUGUAGCUUCCGUCUUACCUCUACCAUACGCGAUUCCCAAAGCUGCGAAUUGUCUCAAGGAUCCUUUUUAAAACGAUCAAAAAAUCUGAGUGUUAAAAUCGAAGAACUUAAGUUGCCGGUCAUUGUCGACUUUGCUUCAGAGGAAAUUCGUCAAAGAGACUGGGAUGGAAUUAUUUCUUGUCAUUAUGGAACAUCGAAGGUUUGGACAUGGAAUUAUGUGAAUAAAUGUAUUGGAAAACAUAUUCUUCAACCUAAACAUGAAGCAAAGAAAACUGUCGCGAAGUGUGUGGCAAUAAGCUGUUGUGGUAAUUACUGCGUCAUUGGUUAUUUGUCAGGUCACGUGGAUAUCUUUAAUAUUCAAUCUGGUAUUCAUCGUGGCUUCUUAGGCAGUGAAAAAGCUCAUGACGGUGCUGUUCUUGGAGUAUUGAUUAAUGAUUUAAAUCAACUGAUAAUCACUGCUUCGUCAGAUAGAACAGUAAAGUUUUGGUAUUUUAAUACUAAAUCACUGCAAGCCACUCUAAAACUUGAUGUUGGAGUUUCACAAAUAAUACUUCACAGGGAAAGUUCACUGAUUGCUCUCGCUCUCGAUGAUUUUACCGUAAAAAUUGUCGAUGUUGAAAUUAAAAGGGUUGUGCGACAAUUAAAUGGUCAUCGAAACAGAAUUACUGAUAUGGCGUUCAGUCCAGACUCUCGGUGGUUGAUUACCUCAGCUCUUGAUUCAACAAUAAGAACAUGGGACUUACCUUCGGGCAGACUCAUUGAUUCAUUUCUUGUUCAAUCACCUGCAACAAGUCUUACAUUUUCACCCGUUGGAGAAUUUCUCGCUACAUCCCAUGUUGAUGAUUGGGGUAUAUAUUUAUGGGCAAAUAAAACUCUUUACGACAAUGUGUCUUACGUCCCUCUUCCAGCUGAUUAUGAACCGUUGUAUGUGGAUAUGCCUUUAGCUAGAAGUGAUGUUUAUGAGGAGAUGGGUAAUCAUGAAGCUAAUGACAAUGUCACACUAACCGACGUAGAAAAGCCAUCUAAUAUAACUUAUCAGUCUCCUGAUCAAAUUUCGUCAAACCUUAUCACAUUGUCUCUGUUACCUGAGUCCCGAUGGAAAACUCUUCUGAAUUUGGAUAUUAUCAACAAACGCAACAAACCAAUAGAACCACCCCAGGCUCCUAAGUCUGCGCCAUUUUUUCUUCCGACGAUUCCUGGUGUGGAAUUAAAGUUUGAUGUAAAAAUUGAUUGUUCGACAAAGUCAAGCUCAAAAUCGAAGAUGCGCAAAAUCACUAACUUUACUGAAUAUUCUGAGUUCCAGCAAUUGUUAAUUCGAUGUUCUGAAACAAAGGACUAUGAAUUGUUUAGCGUCAAAUUAAAAGAACUAGGUCCAUCUUCUGUUGACGCUGAAUUUCGUUGCUUGGGCCCCGAAUCUGGUGGUGAUUUUGCCCUUAUGAAAAAUAUUUUAGAUUUUUUUAUCGUUCAGUUAAAGCAACGUAAAGAUUUUGAGCUUGUUCAAGGUUACAUCGCUUUAUUUUUGAAGCUUCAUAGUGACGUCAUAUAUUCAGAUACGGGUUUAGUUGAUCGUUUAAAAACACUCGAAGAAGAACAAGUGAAAUGCUGGAGCGUAGUGCAAGACUUGCUGAACCAAAAUCUUUGUCUUGUCAACUAUCUUAAGAAUGCAACAUUAUAAAGGAUACAAAUGACAAAUUGAACAUUUUCUAAUUGCCUUUAUGAUAUAUCUUUCAACUUUACUUGUGUGUAAUACUUUGCUUUUUCUAUCUUUCAUUGCAACAUCUUUUAAAUUUAAUGUGGUGAUUAUUUCGAUAACACUGGUGAAACUUCGUUGACAGCUUGCUCUUUAACUGUUUUCUUGUACAGGGUCAUCUCACGCAAGCAACACAUAAAUAUUUCAUGAUUGUUCAAUCCUUCAUGAUUUGUCGAUAACUAAAGAAAUUAACGAGCUUAAAGUUUAAAAAUGGUGUCGAAAAAUUAAAUUAUUCAAUUAAAUAGAAGAUGGGCGAUGAAUUUUGAUACGAUUUAGUUUAGACACAAAAAAGUUCAAAAAGCUGUAUACAUGUACAGUUUUUGUUAAUAAAGAAAGUGAGAAGCCUUGUGAAGACGAAAUAUUACUACUUCAUCAAUGGCAUUUUUGAAAGAAACUUCAAUUUAUGUCUGUGGAUAACAAAACAAAUCUAAUCUCAAGCUCUUACUUGAAGACAAAUACGUAUAUAUGUCUAGCUAUUGUAAUAAACCAAAUCUUUUGCUGUGAUAUUAAAUCAAAUAUUUGGUGUCAGUCUCGUUUCCCUCUCUUUAGGCCCUUGGGGUUAUGCGCCAAUAUCAUUUUCUAUUAAAAUGCGUAAUCUAGUUCACGCAUAUUUAUUUGUAGAAAAACAACAUAUGUACAUUUUGUGUAAUCAUACAUGUCAGUAAUAAUGGAAAAUAAAUCGUAUAUGUCGUCCA
This is a messenger RNA of Xenia sp. Carnegie-2017, 3638 nucleotides long. Its product is annotated as WD repeat-containing protein 36-like. Bases 340 to 2868 code for a protein of 842 amino acids. The transcript is spliced from 23 exons. The record is from RefSeq and is a predicted model, not a curated record. Gene Ontology annotation, molecular function: protein binding. Gene Ontology annotation, cellular component: small-subunit processome; Pwp2p-containing subcomplex of 90S preribosome. NCBI's taxonomy places the organism in Eukaryota, Metazoa, Cnidaria, Anthozoa, Malacalcyonacea, Xeniidae. Gene Ontology annotation, biological process: rRNA processing.